This is a messenger RNA of Fundulus heteroclitus (mummichog), 6075 nucleotides long. It is a transcript of the gene tekt3, whose product is annotated as tektin 3. NCBI's taxonomy places the organism in Eukaryota, Metazoa, Chordata, Actinopteri, Cyprinodontiformes, Fundulidae. The coding region runs from base 2912 to 4375 and encodes 487 amino acids. Gene Ontology annotation, biological process: cilium movement involved in cell motility; cilium assembly. The record is from RefSeq and is a predicted model, not a curated record. The transcript is spliced from 8 exons. Gene Ontology annotation, cellular component: sperm flagellum; microtubule cytoskeleton; nucleus.
GUUGACUUAAUGUCUUGGAUUUGAUGAGGAUUUGAUGUUUGUUUCAGUCAUUAGAGACUUGAUUCUGACUUGAGUUGGACUUACUUCUCAAAUACAUAUAACGUUGGAGAGGGUUUAAAGCAUGGUUAACCCAUAAAACAAUAUUCCAAGCUUUUGGACAACUAACAAAAUACUGCUCUGUACAAAUGCCAGAAAAUACACCAUCUACACAGUAAAACAGUGGUGUCAGCAUCCUUCUGUGGGCAUGCUUUUCUUAGGCUGAGAUAAGCUGACCAAGUUGAUGGAUGGAUUGAGCUAAAUACAGCGUAACGACAAUAGAAAACCAGGUUCACAGUGACACUAAACAUACAGCCAAACCUACAAUAAAUUGUUUAGAUCAAAGACAUUUAUGUGCCAGAGUGGCCCAGUCAAAGUUAAGUUCUAAAUCCAACUCAUCGUCUAUUAUGCUCUCCAUCCAAUGCAACUGAGCUUAAGCUAUCUUGGGAAAAAGAAUGGACAAGAGUUUCCGUUACAAGAUGUGCAUAACUGCUAGACACAAUACUGAAAAGCCCUCAUCAGUGAUGCUAGUGCUGAUAACAAAAGCACUCCACACUUAUCAGAUUGCAUUAAUAUGAAUGAAACGUUUUCCUUAAACUUCUCAAUGUGAUCUAUACAAUGCUGGUUUAUCACAUAUGGUCCCGGUACAAUUCUUGGAAGUUUGUGUUUGUAACAUGACAAAAUGAGGAAAAGUUUCAAGGAUGAGAAAAUUUAGGCAAGGCACUGGACAAGUGCAAACAUAUGAAAUACUUCAAAACAAUAGUUUAACAGAUGAACUGAUGAAAUCGAUGGGCAUGGAAAUCUUUUUUACGGCACUGUAACUGCCACCUUAUCUGUCACGCUUGCUCGUCUUUAUCUUUGCCUCUGCUGUCCAAACAUUUUAUUGAGGCCAAACCGAGAAAGCCCAACCUGGUAAACCGAUGUUAGCAAUGUUUCAUUUUUCUAGUUUAAGUAUAUUAUAAUAUAUUAAUAUAUGAAACUCCAUUAAGGCAGUACAUAAACAACAACUUUGAGUCCAUAAUGUCUUGUACAAACUUUUUCUGGAGCUUUAAUCCUCUUAUUUUGAUGACACCAAGCGGAGUGAACGGCGUGCUUGCUCCCUCAGACAUUUCCACUAUGUAGUAAUUCACAACAUACUGUCUCGAGUCACACGGCAGGAGUAUAUAUAGGCUUCUCUGGCGUUCCUUCGCCUGUGGUAGAUCGAACAGAAUCACUUUUAAGGCGGUCACUUGGAGCUCUAUCUAGGGGAGGAAUUUCAUACGAGUGUUUGCUUUUUUUUUCUGCUCCUCUAACGCGUAUUUAUAGUGGCUGUGUAGAGAGGAUCCGAGGCAUGUGCGGUGUGGCCUUCUGCAACCUAUCCAUGUUAAGCGAUGCUGUGAGCUGCAGGGGUGGAGCCAAAUAUGUCUUUCAAUUCUAAAUUACCUAAAUAUAUCCAUCUAAAACACCAGGUUAAAGACAAAAAUGCUAUUAAAAUAUUCUGCGUCACACUCUAGCAUGCAAAUUCAAAUCAUCAGGCCCAAGGGGCUUGCAUGAUCUAGUAAUUAAUUCACACAUCCAUCAUUAAUGAGCUUAGAGUAAUUUGCAUACUUUAAGUAUUUACUAUUAUAAGGCUUCAGUUUAUUUUUUUAUUGUUAAAUUGGCUUUGUUUUCAGUUUACACUACAGUUUACUUUUAAAGGCAGCUUGUCAGUUCAUAAUUUUCUACACAGAUUAAAGAAAUUAUCCAGCCAAGCCAUUAUCAUUCCAUGCAUCUGUCUAUCCAUCCGUUUGUUCAUCCGUCCAUCCAUUUGUAACACUAAACCGUCCAGAACAUGCAAAUUCUUACAACUCGAGAAGAAAUUAGGAGAGCUUAUAAGAGGUAAAGAAAUUAUAUGAAAUAUAUUUAAUUUGGGGGUGGAGGGGGGUUGCCAGCUGAACAUAAACUGUGAUACAUAACUCUAUGGUGCUCAGACAUAGAAAGCUUGGCUACUGCAUCAUCAUGUCCCCCCCCAUAUAGCCACCAUAUAAAUAUAUUUUAUUCUGCUCACAACCCUGUAACAUACUGUAGGUUUGGGCCAGAUGAGAGACUCCUGACUACAGCUUCAAUUCUCUCACUAGUGGAAAACCAGGCUAUUGUCUGACCAACCACAAACCUCCUCUGGACUGAUUAGUGUAAAGGAACCCCAGCUGCAGUGACAGGUAACACGACACAGAUUACUACUCUGUGCUACAGGGGUUUGUGUGCACUCUUCCUAUGGCAUAAAUUAUUAAACAGGCGACUGUAAUCCAUACAGAGCACUGGAUUCUCAGAGUGAUAAUAAGACACCUGAUGCUGAAUGAAGAAUAAGUAAACUCCUGUGCUUUAAAGACAAGACUUAGAUUCCUGGAAGAAGAACUGAAGCACAGAAAAACUUGGUAUAUUAAUAUGUGCUACCCAAAAAUGAACGUAGUUGUAUAUAAAUGAUGUUGGUAAGUUAGUUGCAUGUCUUUUCCUAAAUAAAUUUAAAUUUCACAGUUGUGCAAUGGGUAAAAUAGCUCCAAAGGCUGACAAGCAAAAUGUAACGCAAGCAUUGAAACAACGUUUUAGUUAUAAAGCAAACAAACAAAAAGCGUGUGGUGGUCAUUAAUCUCACAAUCCUUUGGCAUAGUGUUGCAGUAACCCAUGGCAACUGCUUCUGUGUCAACAGAAAUCUUGGACAGCUCCUGCGCUCCAUGACUGGGCAACGUUAUUGGCUGGCUGAAUCAAUGACUUGCAAACUUCUUUAUCUAUUAUGCAUGUCAGUUCAGCUUUACUGUGUUCUUGAACUCAUUCUCAGGUAUACACAGGUGAGUGCCAGCCGUUCAUUGUUAACCAAGGGACAAACAAUCGUCUUGUCACAAAGAAGUUUGGAUCAAAAAUGGAGCUGCUUGGAUCAACUUUGACGACCACAUAUACACGGCCAAAAACAAGCCACUUCCUCCCUGCCAUCUCCACAAUGGCAUCCAGCUAUCGCAACACUCAGCCAGCCUUGGGGUUGAGUCCCAGUGCCAAUAUGUGGAGAACCAACAGCUUUUACAAGAGCAGCAGCGCUCUCCCGUUGACAUCCUCUGCACAGCGGGAUAAUUUUGAUCUGGUUCGAGCCAACACCACUUUCUUCCCCUCCAACAGGACCAUGCUGACGACCCGGUACACCCCAGAUGACUGGUACAAGUCCAACCAUAAUAAUUACCGGGAGUCGGAAUCCUCAAGGAAGAGUGCAGAGCGACUGAGGAAAGACACCAUCAGGUUGAUGCAGGAUAAAGAGCAGCUCACCAGAAGGACGCAGGAAAACACUAGCAAGAACAUUGCAGAAAGGGUCAAUGAUAUCGUAUUCUGGAGGUCUGAGCUCAGCCAUGAGAUUGACAAUAUGGUGACAGAGAUAGCAGCACUCAGUGAAGUGAAAAGAAGGUUGGAGAGAGCCUUAGCAGAGACCGAGGGGCCAUUUCAGGUGUCUCAAGAGUGUUUGUACCACAGAGAGAAGCGGAUGUCCAUUGACCUGGUACACGAUGAUGUAGAAAAAGACCUAAUAAAGGAAGUAGAGGUUAUAAGGUCAUGUCAGGAGAGAAUGAGGCGCCAUCUGGAUAGAGCCGUCGCCCAGCUGGCAUCAAACCGAGGCGCCCAACACGAGUUGGAAAAAGACAUGAGCGACAAAGUGUCUGCUCAGAGGAUUGAUGAUCGGUGUCACUAUUUGAGGAACACAUCGGACGGCAUCGGCUAUUACAGAGGAAUCGACAGAUUAGACCACGCAGUUUCUCUGCCGGACUCGUGGUCCAAAUUCACAGACGACAACAUCCUGCGCUCCCAGAGCGAGCGAGCUGCCUCUCAGAAGCUCAGGGACGAGAUAGAAAUCUUGCUGAACACAACGUCCAACGAAAUGUGGAACCAGUUCAACAAUGUCAACGUUGCCUUCACCAACCGCAUUUCUGAAACGGCUGAUACCAAGAACAACCUGCAGGCACACCUAGCUAAGACUAUGCAGGAGAUUUUUCAGACCGAGAUGCUGAUCGAGUCGCUGAAAAAAGCUCUAAGAGAAAAGGAGAACCCACUUAAAGUAGCCCAAACUCGGCUGGAGGAGAGGACACGCAGGCCCAACAUAGAGCUUUGCAGGGACAACCCCCACCACAGGCUUGUCGGUGAGGUGAGAGAGAUUGAAGAUACCAUCCAGAAGCUUCAGCAGAGACUGCUGGAGGCAGAAAACACUCUGCAGACCCUGGUGAAGACAAAAGUGGCCCUGGAGCACGACCUGUCCAUCAAGGCCAACUCUCUCUUCCUAGACCAGGAGAAGUGCAUGAGCAUGCGAAAGAGCUUCCCCAGCCUGCCCCGCCUGGUGGGGUAUGCCUAAAUAAGAGGUUAAAAAUAAGGCAGAAUCUUUGAGGAACAAGAAGUGACUAAAUAAUAAGGAUCAUUCAUACCAAUACCGGAAUAUAUUUUUUGUGAAAUUUUAUUUAACCAGCAGGUUUCUUAUGGCUUUAGUGAGAAAAUUAUACUGGUUUAACUAUAUAUUUUAAAAAAAACAGUUUAUAUGAAACAGAUAUAAAAAGUGGUGGUAAAACACCACUAUAACUCUCCUAUAACUAAAGUUUGUCAUGGGCACUCUCUGCAUAUAGCUUUUUCUGUUAAUUAAGUCCAUGCUUUUAUGAACUCUGGAUUGAAUUUGACCCUGUUUGAACCUGAAGCAUGGAAGGGAGUCAUUGUUGAGUUGCCCUGUUGUGUUGAUGGUUGUCAGGGUUGGCUAAUAAGGUGUUGCUGGGCUGGCCAACAACACAGAAAGCAUCUUAGAAGCCCGGUCCACACCAACAGCAGAUAACCUGAGCUUUAUGAUCACUUUAUUCUGUUUAUGCAAACAUAACAAUGGAUCAUUUAAAGUUAUUUAAAGUUGCAUUAGAAUUAGACCAACAUAAUAAAAAGCAUGCAGUCUUGAACAAAAGUGGAUUAGAAAUACAUGGAUGAAAUCUCAUUUCAUCCAGUGAAGCUAAAAUUGUGUAUCAUGUCAUCUUAUGAUGUUGAUGUACUAUAUUAUUACAAUCCCACAUAAAUACAAGCCACAUAAAUAAUUUUCUUCCCCACUAUUGUGACUGGUAACCACUGGUAAUGUUAUAUCCACUAGUACCAUGCUGUGGAAUUUUAUGUUCUCACCAAGCCCUGUCCACACUAAGAUUUUCCAAAACUGACAUUUAUUGGCCGUGUUGGCACCUCCCAGCCACACACAAACUAGUUUUUUAGUAAGAUAAACAGUUAUAUAAAUAAACUCAUUCUAAGGUGGGGAUUUUCACAAAACCUUUUGCAUCUACACAUGUGGACUUGAUAUUUGCAGAUCAAUUAAAAUACUGACAACAAGGGCCAUUUUAUUAAUGUCCAGUGUUGCUUUGUCAGCUAGAAACUUCAACAACAGAGGCCUUAAAAAUACUCAGAGUAGUGUAGAUGGGGUCUGAAUAGGGAUGUUUUUUUUUUUUAUAUACAAAAUCUGUUUUAGUGUAAUAACGGCCAUAGAAAAACCUCUUACUAAAUUAGAUUUUUAUUGUGGGAAAAGCAAACCGGCAUGAAAAAGAAACUAUAAACUACUUCCGACAACAUAUUUUGGAGCCAUUAAACUGAAGUCCAGAAAUAGAUCAAGUUAGGAAGGAAGUGAAGAGCACUGGCAGUAAAUAAGAUGUUUAAUCUCAAAUAGAGCUUCCAAAUCAGUGUAUAACACCAGAGAACGUCCAAGCAAUUAAAUGGAAGAAUUUUACAUAUUCACAAAAAAAAUAAUGAUAUUGUCAGAUUUUUAUGAAUGCAUUUGUACAUGUGAGGUUAGAUUUAAAUCACUUUAGCACAUGAGAAAGAUCAGCUCAUUUAUACAAUAGAAACCCUAUAUAUGUGAGAGGGUGUUCUUUUUUCAUUGUAUUUGAAAAUCAGAUCUUAACUUUGGUUAACAGAAUACCCAACCAUAAGAAACCUACUGGUUAAAAAAAUAAAUCACUGACCCAAACGGUACUUAAUGUUAUUGUAAUGUUUAUAGAUUUUGGAGUGACUGAAGAUGGAGUGAGAAAUCUGAAUGUAAAA